CCCUCCCGGCGCAUCAGGCUCUCGCUCCCUGCGAGGUCUGCUGCUCCCUGCUGCUGCGAGGUCUGCACACCUAGCGACCAACUUCUAUGGUUCCUACUGGAUGAUUCUGACAGAAGUGGUGGUGGUGGACCGGCCUGAGGUUCUGAUGUGGGACAAGAAGCUGGGUGGAGUGAGGUGACGGGGACCCGGGACCACAACAAGCAGACUUGGCCACCUCAGUACAAAUGCCUCCACACCCCCUUCAGUUGGGAUGGAGGCCAAAUUGUCUGCUCGACCUGGGAGUCAACAUUCACAUCCACACUGCGGGCAGGGUGACCUCUGCAACCUCUGCACUUGGGCUCUGCUGGAUGAUUUUGCACAGAACAAAGAUGCUGCUGAAUGGACGUGUUUGCCAGUAACUUCAGGGAACAUUGAGGGUUUGCACUGAGAGGCUGUGGCCGUGGAUCCUGAUUGCCCUUCUGCCAGGAAGGCACAUGCGGCCAAAAAUGAAUUUGGGAAAAGCAGCCACUUGCUCCUGUAACCAUGGAAAAGCAGGGCCGCAGUGAGAUGGAAAUAAUCCGGUCAGAGUCGCACUCCUACAUCAAAUUGUUGAAGGUCAACCGGGAGCAUCUGGUCACUCACGUCCGCAACACUCAGUGUCUGCUGGACAACUUGUUGCAGAAUGAGUACUUCUCCGCCGAAGACGUGGAGAUCGUGUGUGCCUGCCCCACGCAGCCCGACAAGGUCCGCAGAAUUCUGGACCUGGUGCAGAGCAAGGGCGAGGAGGUGUCCGAGUUCUUCCUCUAUGUGCUACAGCGACUCACAGACGCUUACGUGGACCUCAGGCCUUGGCUGUCGGAGAUCAGCUUCUCCCCUUCCCAGCUCAUUCAGAGCAAAGCUGUUGUCAACACCGAUCCAGUGAGCAGAUACAGCCAGAAGCUGCGACAGCAACUGGGCCGCGACUCCAAGUUCGUCCUGUGCUAUGCCCAGAAGGAGGAGCUGCUGCUGGAGGAGAUGUACACGGACACUGUCGUGGAGCUGGUCGACUUCGGCAACGAGAGCCUGGGCAGCCUGGGCAGCCUGGCCUGCCUCCUGGACCCCUCCACGGGCGUCCUCAACGAGCAGGGCGAGACCAUCUUCAUCUUCGGCGACGCGGGCGUGGGCAAGUCCAUGCUGCUGCAGCGGCUGCAGAGCCUCUGGGCCGCGGGCCAGCUGGACGCUGAGCUCAGGUUCUUCUUCCACUUCCGCUGCCGCACCUUCAGCUGCUUCAAGGAGAGCGCCUCGCUGUGCCUGCAGGACCUGCUCUUCAAGCACUACUGCUACCCGGAGCAGGACCCCGAGGAGGUGUUCGCCUUCCUGCUGCGCUUCCCGCACACGGCCCUCUUCACCUUCGACGGCCUGGACGAGCUUCACUCGGACUUCGACCUGAGCGGCGAGCCCGACACCUCCUCCCCCUGGGAGCCCGCCCACCCCCUGGUCCUGCUGGCCAACCUGCUCAGCGGGAAGCUGCUCAAGGGGGCGCACAAGCUGCUCACGGCCCGCACGGGCGUCGAGAUCCCGCGGCAUCUCCUCUGGAAGAAGGUGCUCCUGCGCGGCUUCUCCCCCAGCCACCUGCGCGCCUACGCUGGGAGGAUGUUCCCCGAGCGUGCCGUGCGCCAGCGCCUGCUGGAUCAGCUGGAAGCCAACGCCAACCUCUUCAGCCUGUGCGCUGUGCCCCUCUUCUGCUGGAUCAUCUUCCGGUGCUUCCAGCACUUCUACGACACCUUCGACGGCUUCCUGCAGCUGCCCGACCGCACGGUGACGCUGACCGACGUCUUCCUGCUGGUCACCGAGGUCCACCUGAACAGGACGCAGCCCACCAGCCUGGUGCAGCAGAACACGCGGAGCCAGACGGAGACCUUCCGCGCCGGCCGGGGCACCCUGCACUCGCUGGGCCAGGUGGCUCACCGGGGCAUGGAGAAGAGCUUCUUCGUCUUCAGCCAGGAGGAGGUGCAGGCGUCCGAGGUGCAGGAGGGGGACCUGCAGCUGGGUUUCCUGCGGGCCGUGCCGGAGCUGGGCCUCGGAGGGGACCAGCAGUCCUAUGAGUUCUUCCACCUCACCCUCCAGGCCUUCUUUGCUGCCUUUUUUCUGGUGGUGGACGACAAGGUGGGCACUCGGGAGCUGCUCUGCUUCUUCCAGGAGUGGGCUCCUCACGGGGAGGCAGCAGCUGCGUCCUGCUGUCCCCGCUUCCUACCCAUCCAGUGCCUGAGGGGCCGUGGCCUGGCCGGGGAAGACCCCUUUAAGAACAAGGAUCACUUUCAUUUCACCAACCUCUUCCUGUGCGGGCUGCUAUCCAAAGACAAACAGAAACUCCUGCGACACCUGGUGCCUGCCGCCACCCUGCGGAGAAAGCGCAGGGCCCUGUGGGCUUACCUGUUCGCCAGCCUGCGCUCCCACCUGAAGCACCUGCCCCGAGUUCGGUCUGGGGGAUUCAGCCAGGUGCAGGCCAUGCCCACCUUCAUCUGGAUGUUGCGCUGCAUCUAUGAGACGCAGAGCGAGAAGGUGGGGCAGCUGGCGGCCAGGGGCAUCUGCGCCAACUACAUCAAGCUGACCUUCUGCAACGUCUGCUCGGCUGACUGCAGCGCCCUCUCCUUCGUCCUGCACCACUUCCGCAAGCGCCUUGCGCUCGACCUGGACAACAACAAUCUCAAUGACUAUGGUGUGCGGGAACUGCAGCCCUGCUUCAGCCGCCUCACCGUCAUCAGACUCAGUGUGAACCAGAUCACCGACAGUGGGGUGAAGGUGCUAUGUGAAGAGCUGACCAAAUACAAAAUUCUGACAUUUUUAGGCUUAUACAACAACCAAAUCACCGAUGUCGGAGCCAGGUACAUCGCCAGAAUCCUGGAUGAGUGCACAGGCCUCACGCACCUGAAACUGGGAAAAAACAAAAUAACAAGCGAAGGAGGAAAGUGUCUUGCCCUGGCUGUGAAGAACAGCAAAUCCAUCUUUGAAGUUGGGAUGUGGGGCAAUCAAAUCGGUGACGAAGGAGCAAGGGCCUUCGCAGAGGCUCUGAGGAACCACCCGAGCUUGACUAACUUGAGUCUUGCAUUCAAUGGCAUUUCUACAGAAGGAGGAAAGAGCCUCGCAUGGGCCCUGCAGCAGAAUGCGUCUCUGAGAAUAUUCUGGCUCACCAAAAAUGAACUUGAUGAUGAAGUGGCAGAGAGCUUGGCAGAGAUGUUGAAAGUCAACCAGACGUUGAAACAUUUAUGGCUUAUCCAGAACCAGAUUACAGCCAAGGGGAUUGCCCAGUUGGCAGAUGCAUUACAGAAGAACACUGGCAUAAUGGAGAUUUGCUUAAAUGGAAACUUGAUAAAGCCAGAGGAGGCCAAAGUCUUUGAAGACGAGAAGCGGAUUGUCUGUUUCUGAGGGGAUGUUUUCCUGUGGGUGGGUCUUGGCCGUGGGGGUGACUCUGUGCAGUUGCCUGUCUUGGAUGUCUGAAACAUCCAGCGUCUGCCGAGGUGGAGCUUCCAGGAUUCCUGCCUUCGUGGUGCAAAACGAGCUCUGUGCGGGCACUCUGAUUGGCAGAGUCCCUGAGUAGCUGUUACAAUUCUGCAGGAAAAGUAUGAGCUGUUUUAGUGACUGUAAACAUACUCUGAAGAGAUGUUAAUCCAUGAUUAUUUUAAUCUGAAAUUAGAGGAAUGAGACUUUGAGCUCAUAGAAACGCCUGCCCAAAGACCAGGGAGAGUGAGUCGGUCACUGCCGCAUUCAAUGAAGAGCUGGGGACAUGGUGCAAAGUUGGUGCCAUGUUUCUUGGGGAAAAGGUGCUCAACGAACAAAAGUGUUUUACCUGCAAUGUUCUCUUCCUCCUCAGUACUUCCCCAUGUGUUGAUAUUAUUCCCACUUCAGAACUGUGGAUACUGGGGGGGGGUACAGUGUGGGGAUCUGACUCAUCCAAGGUUCUGUAGGGACUUGGUGCCAAAGGAAGGACCCGCCAUGGGCUUACGUCUUAGUCCUGGAGUCUCACCGUCUGCUGACAAAGAUCGCAGGAUGCCCUCCUCUUAGCCAGUCUGAGGGACAGGACGAUGCCUUCGUAAUGCUGAGGCUCCACUCAGGGCUUUCGUGGGUCGGGGCUGACCUUCGGAAGACUGAUGCUGUGGGCAGAGGUUCUCUGUCCCAGGAAGAAGAAUCAGCGCCGUCCUUCAAAAGGAAUAAGGCCUGGCUUGCCCAUGUGGCUCCGGCAUCCAAACAGGAGCUUCUCUCUCUCUCUCUCCUGCCCUUUUGAGGAAGGGAAGUCUCUUCCUGCCCUCGAGCAGUUGUGCGAGUGACUGAGUUGGAGGCAACGCAAGCCGCUGAGAACCCAGCAAGCACGUCAGACCCCUGCCACCGUGGCGGGCACCUGGUGGAUGCUAAAUGGGGGAAAGGAGAAGGUUUCACCAGAGAACUUGUUCUUUUGGCAAUUCAUUUGUUAGUAAAAUACUGAAGACACUCA
Molecule: messenger RNA, 4447 nt
Organism: Delphinapterus leucas (beluga whale)
Lineage: Eukaryota; Metazoa; Chordata; Mammalia; Artiodactyla; Monodontidae
Gene: NOD1
Product: nucleotide binding oligomerization domain containing 1
Biological process (GO): regulation of apoptotic process
Molecular function (GO): protein binding
Source: RefSeq, a predicted model, not a curated record